AUGAUCGACAGCGGCCCGCUCGAACUGGGGAUGCGCCUGAUUGGUCCGCUCGUUUACGGUGGGGUUCUUUACGAGCAGAGCAUGGGGAUAUAUAAAAGUGCAGCAUCUGGUAUGUCGAUUCUAGUUCACUACAUUGAUUUGCAAGGUGCGGUUUCUAUUGUGUUCAUCAUGGGUGGUCGCAACGAUCCGAAGAACGGAUGGUGGAUAGGCCCGCCAGGAAAUCAAGUUCUGCCCAGUCCUCAGCGGAUUGCGAGCUACGCCCUCUCGCCGAACAGGCAGCGGCCGAUGGCUGGCUGGCUACACGCAGCCAUCUUCAACACCUUCCGUCGAUUCAGACAUCAAGUCUUAUACGUGGUGCCUCCGUUUAUCAUUGCCUUUGCGGUCAUGAAUUGGGCGAACGAAAAGUAA
Molecule: messenger RNA, 408 nt
Organism: Penicillium lagena
Lineage: Eukaryota; Fungi; Ascomycota; Eurotiomycetes; Eurotiales; Aspergillaceae
Product: cytochrome b-c1 complex subunit 8
Exons: 3
Coding region: 1-408 (135 amino acids)
Biological process (GO): mitochondrial electron transport, ubiquinol to cytochrome c
Source: RefSeq, a predicted model, not a curated record